This is a messenger RNA of Sardina pilchardus (European sardine), 1018 nucleotides long. RefSeq lists its product as uncharacterized. Bases 1 to 666 code for a protein of 221 amino acids. NCBI's taxonomy places the organism in Eukaryota, Metazoa, Chordata, Actinopteri, Clupeiformes, Clupeidae. The transcript is spliced from 4 exons. The record is from RefSeq and is a predicted model, not a curated record.
AUGAGGCCCAACAUCUCUCUCAGUGCCCCAGAUGGAGGGCUGUUCUGGGGGCCUCAGGGGCCAGAGGUGACCAGGGGCCACAGCCUCUCCCUCAUCUGCUCUACUGAGCCACAGCACCAAGGAGGCUCCUUCCACCUCAUCUUUGAUGGGUCUAACAGCACCAGGACUCAGCUCGCCGUCAACCACUCAGCCUCCUUCUACAUUCCUGAGGCAGACUACUCCCACCAGGGCAACUACAGCUGUGUCUAUGAGGUCACUGUGUCCAGCCGCACCUUCAAGUCAACACCGACAGCCCCACUGACCGUCAUCGUAAGAGCAUCCCUGGUUCCCAUUGUAUCUGGAGUGACUUCAGUGUUGAUCUUUUUUGUGGUGAUUCCUGCCAUACUCUGCCUGGUGAAGAAAAUGUGCUUGACCGACACGCCCCAGGAGAACAGUGGUCCACCAUGCUCUGUGAGCAGAAUUGGAUUUCAUAGUGGACCAGAUAACUCUGAUGAAGAUGAGGGCAUCUAUAUGAACACAGCUAAGCGUGCUAUGCAGAAGUAUCGAAGUAAAGACUCUGAUGGGGAUAUGGAAGAAGUGUAUGCGAAUGUAGAGGAGAUUCACAACUGCUCAACUGCCAUAUUCAAUGAUGUUGAGGUGGAUGACAUCUAUCAGAACUAUAAAUGAGUUUGCUGUGUUUUGGAUUUUAUAGUGGUCUUGCUAAUCAAUCAAACAUUGGCAUGUGUCUCUUACAUAGUCUAUUGAAUAUAAUUUAAUAAUAAAGUAAAAUACUAUAAUGAAAUAUAAUAAUAUAAUAAAAUACUGCUCGCUUGGCAUACAUAUAAUGAUCAUAUAUCAUUGCUGGUCUUUUAAUAACAUGUUAGCCAUUGUGUUUUUGCUGUUGACAGCAUUCUUGAUGUGUUUGUUGGACCCCUGUAGAUAUACUGACCCUUUGAGUUUGCACCGGAACAAGCUACAUUCUGACCAAACAAUUUCCACCAACAUUGUUGUGUGGCAAUAAAAAGCUGUCUUCUUCUGA